CCUCCAGCAAUACAUUGAAAAGAAUGAGAGCUUCAACUGUAGCAUCUAAGUUCAAUGAAUCAUUGUCAGACCUCAUCGAUGCCAUGUCCAAAUGUAAUCCUUAUUUCAUUCGCUGUGUUAAACCCAACAAUGAAAAAGCUGCAAUGAAAUUUGAGUCAACAUUGAUCUUGGAACAACUACGCUACUCUGGUAUGCUGGAAACUAUUCGCAUUAGGAAGCUGGGUUAUCCAAUCAGACUGCAUUUCAUGGCAUUUGCCAAUCGAUAUCGUUGUCUGAUUGGGCCACAAUCAUUCCAUACUCGAACACAUCCAAAGGAGAUAUCAUUAGUGAUACUGCGUCGAAUGGGAUCUAAAUAUGAGACACAGUAUCAGCUUGGUACCACUAAGGUGUUCAUGAGAGAAGCUCUAGAAGCUGAUUUAGAGUAUGAAAGAUCAAUUCUUCUCAAACAAGCUACAAUUAUUAUUCAGAAAUAUGUACGUGCUUAUCUGUCACGUAAACGUUACUUACAAAUGAGAAAAUCGGCAGUCAUCAUUCAAAGCCAUACCAGAAAGAUGAUCCAAAAAAGACGAUACAGAGACAUGAGGAGAGGAUUCAUCAAAUUACAAGCUAGAUACAGAGCUAAGAGACAAAGACGUCAUUAUUUAAGGAUACGUGAUGAAAACAGAAGAAGACUUGAACAAGAAAAGAGACGACGAGAAGUAGGUGCCUCAAGGCAGGCACAACAAAAGAAGAUAUCUCCUCUACGAAGGCAUUCAGGAGUAGCACAUCUUGAAGUUCCAUAUGAAUUAGCAUACAUCUUCUCAAAGAUUGAUGAUUGGAAUCAAGCUCACACUGAUGUCAAUGUUACCAAAGUUGUUGGUAAAGUAGCUAGACAAGAUAAUACCUAUUCAUUACCAUCUGACAUCAAUGCUCAUCCGUUCUCUAAAUACUCUAAUAUAUACUUCAAGAGAAAAGAAUUUGGUAUGACAUAUCAACCAAUUGACAGUGGAUUCUUGAAGCUGAAUGAUGACGAUGACAAAGAAGCGGUUGCUUUGUUUAAAACGAUUCAGAGAUUCAUGGCAGAAGUGGAUAUUAGCAAAGAUAAAGAAAUUAUACUUGGAAACUAUAUAGUACAGCGAGGUUUGCAGAAUGGUGCACUUCGAGAUGAGAUAUUCAGUCAGCUUUGUAACCAGACAUGGCAGCAUGAUACAGAGGAGGAAAAUAUGAGGGGUUGGCUUCUUAUGUCUAAUUGCCUGGGUGCUUUCCCACCGUCACCUCGACUCUACAAAUAUCUACUAAAAUAUAUCUCUGACCACGCAUAUGAUGGUUACAAGAUUCACUGUCAGCAUAAAUUACUUGGCUGUGAUACCAUAGAUAGUGGAAUAACUAGAACCUACCCACCGUGUUUGUUAGAAUGGAAGGCAAAUAAACAGAGAAACAAUAUGGCUUUGUCUGCCAAGUAUCCCGAUGGUGAGGAAGUGAUGGGACAGGUUGAUUCAUGGACUACUGGUGAAGAGUUUGCUAAAACAUUGCUCAAAAAUAGGGGUGUUGUACAAGGCAAUAAGGGUUGGUCAGUGUGGUUGAAGGAUGGCAAAGAACGUUAUGAAUUAUCUGGAUAUGAUUACGUAUUGGAUUUAAUAUCAGAGAUGGAAAUUCCACCAGAUUUCCCAGUUAUAGAGUCACAGUUCUUAGUGUCUUCUGAGAUCUCCAGGGAAGGCCCACCACAACGAAAAAUGACCUUGGCACCCAGUCAAGUUCCAGACAUUGACAAAUUAUUGGCAAAUGAAGAUGACCAAUCACAAACUACUACAGUCACCAUAGAACACCAACCUCCUUCAUAUAUGAAUAUAACACAAAAUGGAGCAUUGUAUGAAUUACCAGAACCAGACUAUGAAGGCGUUGAUCUGGAAAAACUGAGCCAGAUGUACCACAAUGAAAUGAUGGAAACUGACUAUCCCCUGGGGAAUAAUCUACCUGAGAGGGACUAUUACAAUAGGUUGGCCACGAUACAGGAAGCCUCUUCUCCAAAGACAAGACGACAACGUCCAAUAUCGGAUGAUGAGAGACUUCGAUCAGCGUCUGUGUACAGUGACCAUAGUGAUGAUGAUGCCAAGUCUGCAGUCUCAAAAGCAUCUGCUGUAACCCUGGGAACACGUAUUCGCAUGGUGCCUGUUCCAUCAGUGAGUUCAACUUCUGGGUUAGAUGACUACUUAGAUAGGUUGUUUGAUCCUGUCAUCUCCGCUAACAUGGAACCAUUAACCAAUGCUAAUACAAUGGAUAAACGACUGAAAGGUGGAGGGCGUGGACCACCUGAAUCCAAACUAACUGGGGGGACUAUGAUGAAUGGACCUGGUACUAUUCCAAUGAUGGCCCCACCCCCACCACCAGUUAUGUCAGCACCAAUGCAAUUGUUACCUCCAGCAAUGACAGCUAUGCAUAGUAUGCCACUUACUAAUAUGCAACCAGUUUACCAAGGUGUUUUACAACAGCCUAUUAUGAUGCCAACCUACGACCCACAACAGUAUUAUCAACAGCAACAACAGUACCAGCAACAGCAACAACAGCAGCAGCAGCAGCAACAACAGGCAUAUCUUGCACAGCAAGCCUACAUAAAUCAACAAACAAUUUUAGCCCAACAGUUGCAAAUGCAACAGCAGAGAGAAAUGUUGCAGAAUCUUGAGAAACGCUUAGAGACAGGUACUUCUGCCACAGCAGCCCCAAAAAGAGCGUCAACAGGAACAAGUCCUUUGGUUAGAAAAAGCGCAGUUACUGAAAUGGCUAGUAAGUUUGAUGGUGGGCAGCCUGUUAAGCCAUCUACAAGUAAGACUGUAAUGAAUGGACCUAGCAGUCUUCAGUCUUCACAAAGUGUAACACGUCAAGAGACUACUGUGCUUUCAAACUCAGUACCUGAAAUGCUGCCACAACCGCCGCCACAACCAUCAACAUCGCCGCCGCCACUACCACCCCCGUCAAAGCUGCCGCCGCCACAACCACCGUUGACAGCAUCAAUGCCACCACCCCCGCCACCACCUUCUGAACAUUCAGAGAAAAAAGUAACCGUUGUUAAGAUUUCAAGAAAUGCAUCAAACGCAUCUAAAAAACCAGUUGGUGGUAAGGCUAUUGUAUCUCCACCACCAGAUAUAAAACCAUCUGACACUGCAGUAGUCUCAUCUGAAAGUGCUGUAACAAAGUCGGCUAUUCCAAUACCACCACCACUGCCACCACCAUCGUACUUUGCUCCAGUGAAAAACGAAUGGCCCAAAGGAAAAACUAGCUAUGCAGUUCGUGCAAGAACCAUUCGGGUUGGCAAGGUUGUUUGGCCUCCUCCGAAAGAAGAAGUUCAGAAAGAGGCUGCAAAUGUAAAUAAAUUGGAAGUAGACUGGGACAGCGAGGACGCCACUGCAGAACAACUUACUAGAACCUCAGAUAUAGGAAAAUUGUGAAAACUACUCGUAUGUCUGAAGCGGAUCUUAGAGCUC
Saccoglossus kowalevskii is the source of this 3458-nucleotide messenger RNA. Its product is annotated as unconventional myosin-XV-like. Gene Ontology annotation, molecular function: ATP binding; cytoskeletal motor activity; protein binding. Lineage: Eukaryota; Metazoa; Hemichordata; Enteropneusta; Harrimaniidae. The record is from RefSeq and is a predicted model, not a curated record. Gene Ontology annotation, cellular component: cytoskeleton; myosin complex.